AAGAAUGAUAUAUAAAAAAAUUGCCUAAAAUCUCUAAAAUUCUUAAAUUGGUAGCAAUUGGACAUUGGGUUAUCCGAAAAAUAGUAUUUUUCAUUAUUAUUUCCAUUACUAAGCUUACUUAUGAUAUUGCUCUAAUUUAUAUGGUCUUUCUCAUUUAUAUGAAAAAAAUUGGCAAAAUUUAACAAGUUAUUAACAAUGGCUAUUGUGAAAACACCGGUGCUCAAAGUUAUUUUGUGUGGUGAAUAUGGUGUUGGAAAAAGCUCUAUUUUCAGGCGUUUUAUAAACAACACAUUUUUACCAAGCUCAGACAGACGAUCAACAUUAGGAUUAGAUCAUUUUGAGAAGCUCUAUCAAGUCGCCGACAAGGACGUUAAAUUACAGUUAUGGGACACUGGUGGCAUGGAGAGGAUAGCAUCUGUAACAUCCAGUUACUAUAAAUUUGCUGAAGCUGCAAUACUGGUGUUUUCAUUAGAUAAUGCAUCUUCAUUCCAUGUGCUAAGUCAACAUUUGUUAGAAAUAGUAACAUAUGCUGAAAAUGCAAAAAUAUUUCUAUGUGGAAAUAAAUCAGAUUUGGAAGGUUCAUCACCUCAAGUAACUGAUGCAGAUAUAGAAAACUUUUGUGAACAGUGUCACAACCUUAUCAGUACUACUUACAAAACAUCAUGUAAAACAGGCAAAGGAUUGGAAGAAAUGUUUUCUGACAUUGCUCUACAACUAGUAGAUUCAAAUAGGUCCAGAAUAGAGCUGCAGACAUUAGACCAUAACAGUUUUAAAAUAACUCAACCUGAACCUCCAGAAGAACCCCAUUGUAGUUGUUAAACCAUAGACAUUAGUCUACUUUUUUAUGUAUAUAAUUUACAAGUAUCCAGUAUUUUACAACUCUGAUAUUAUGAAGUAUUUACUGUCGUGUGUAUUCCACGUGGCCUAAUUGAUUUAUUAUUAAUAGUUUUAUGAAAUAUUAUGUAUUUGUAAUUUACAUAAGAAUUAUUUUUGGAGUAUGUGCAUAUUGGUAGAUGAUUUGCUAAAAUAAUUAAUACUCAAUAAUUAGGCUUUUGCUAGAAAUUUGCUCAUAAGAAUAUUUGGAUUUGUAUACAAUUUUAUCAUUGCCAUUCUGAAAAUUCAAAUAAUAAUAUGUAGCAAAAUUUAAUGUGUUUAUAACAUCAUGUAUGAUGUAGUUUUUAUAUUAUGAAUAUCAACAAUUUAAAAAUAUACUUAUGUAUGCAAGCAUAUUUUUUUUAAUUCAUAUAGUGAAUGUAUGCUGCCAGUGCUGCAUUUGCUGAUACAAUUAAUCCAAGUAUUUCAACAUGGACAUAUAAAAACUUAUUUGCAAAAGAUUUUUAUUGCAUAACAAUUUAUUUUUUAAUCUAUGAAUUAUUUUUUUUAUUAUUAUGCUAAGAUGUAAUAGGAUAUUAUUUCAAGUACCUGACAAUCUGUUUAUGUUGUAACGUACUGCUGAUAUUUUUUACAGUUUUUUUGUUAAUAUUUACUAUAAUAAUUGGUAUAAGUUUAUGUAGAAUUAAUUACUUUACUAGUCAAUAUUGAUUAUAUUGACAAGGUAUAAAUGUUCUAAUAUACAAAAUAAGCAAAAAUGUGACCUUA
Messenger RNA from Papilio xuthus (Asian swallowtail), 1599 nucleotides. It is a transcript of the gene RabX6, whose product is annotated as RAS oncogene family member RabX6. NCBI's taxonomy places the organism in Eukaryota, Metazoa, Arthropoda, Insecta, Lepidoptera, Papilionidae. The coding region runs from base 196 to 819 and encodes 207 amino acids. Gene Ontology annotation, molecular function: GTPase activity; GTP binding. The transcript is spliced from 3 exons. The record is from RefSeq and is a predicted model, not a curated record.